AGAGGGAACUCACAGAUGUAACAGCGACAGCAGACAGAUGACACUGAGCAGCAAUGAGAUCAGAAACACAGACAGAAGUGGGAUCCACAUGAGAGACUUGAGCAGGGUGCUGUUCAUUGACAAUAAAAUGGGGAAACUUCUUCUCUUUUUCCUGGUUUUGGUUCUCUGUACAAGUGGGACACUUCAAAAAGAAGGGAGAAGAACAAGAGUGAGAAACAGCCCUCAGGUUGCUGUGCCCAGAAUACUUAAAGGGGACCCCAUAACUCAAGCUCCCAAUUCAACCCAUUCCCCUGCAGCUCUGCAGUCUCUAAGCAACAUUGCACUGGUCUACCUCCACGGCUCUCUCAGCACCCGGGUCAUCCCCAUUACUUAUAUGUUGGUGCUUAUUGUCGGGAUCCCGGCCAACAUCUCCAUCCUGUGCUUGCUGUCGACUAAAAUUAGAAAAGUGUCCUCUGCCAUCCUCUACAGUAGCCUGGCUGUCUCCGACCUUUUCCUCCUCCUCUCCCUCUUCUUCAAGGCUCACUACCAUCUCCAUGGAAACCACUGGGUUCUCGGGGAGGCAGCCUGUCGAGUGGUCACGGCCUGUUUCUAUGGCAACCUCUACUGCUCGGCCAUGACGCUGGCUUGCAUCAGCAUCAAGCGUUACUUGGCUAUAGUGUAUCCGUUCAUGUACAAAAGUAUGCCCAAGAGGACGUGCACUGCCUGUGUGAGCCUGGCUGUAUGGGGGGUGUUCGGUGCCGCCGUCAUCCCCGAGCUCAUCGUCCAGCAGACCUACUGGCUGCCUCAGCUGAACAUCACCACCUGCCACGAUGUGUUGCCUCUAAACCACAGCUCUCACCUGUUCCUGACCUACUACAACCUGAUUCUGACCAUCCUUGGUCUGCUGGUGCCGCUGGUCGUCACAGUUGUGUGUUUUGUCCGAAUCAUCCAUGAACUCAAGCAAUCACAUGGCGACUGGGCGAUGUACAUCAAGGCUAGCUCUCUGGUGUUUGCCAUCUUCCUGGUGUGUUUUGUCCCUGCUGGAGUCCUGCAUUUUCUCCAUUUUGUGCAGCAAUCUGUAAACGGGACAGAAAGUUUGUAUGGGUACUUCAACGUGGCGGUGUGUUUGUGCUGCCUCCACGCCUGCCUGGACCCCUUCCUCUUUCUGCUCAUGUCCACGUCUGCAGGCUCCAAAUUUCACUUCAUGACUUUUAAGGGCCACACUCUUAGCAUAUCUAUCUAAGAGGGGCCUACCUGCCACCAAAUACUCACUGAUUCUUAUUUUUUGUAGCUGAUGAAAAUCUUCUGUGGCUGGAAUCCAAAGAGAAAACAGAAGUAACUUCACUGUAUUAAUUUUAUAAAAGCGAUCGAAAUGACCUUUGUUGGACUAACUUCAUGUAAAAUUGCUUUGAGUAUCUCUUUUGUAUGUGGGUGUGCUUGUGUGUCCGUGAGUGUAAAAUGGUAGAAACCAAUAUUUAUAUUUCUUUUAAUUGUAUCUAAUUUUUAAAAACAGAAUUGGCAGUUUCAUCUAUUAAAUAAGGAAAUAUUUGUGAAAUUGCAAUAAAUUUGCAAAAGUAUUUUAACUUUUUAUGUUAAAAAAGUAUUUCAAUUUCAUGUUUUUUACAUAUGUAGUUACACUAUUUUCGAAAGUAUCUUUGUGUAUGUCACAAAUAUAGAAAAAAAUCUGUACAAAAAGUAAAAUUACACAUAAGAGUGUAUUUAUAUAUAGGCUACAUAUGGCACAUUCAGAACAUUUUUUGGUUGACAUUGUCUCUAUAUGACUACUGACAUUGAUGAUUCAUGACAAAUAUUGAUUGUGAUUUAUGAUACUUAACUUUCUCUUAACUUUCCUAUGAAUCUCUUUUAAACUGUCGUGUUCUAUAUGUCUAUAACCUGCUAAAUUGUGCAGCUGGAUGUUUGUCCAAGACGCUUUUGUAAAGGAGAUUCUGUUAUUGAGAUUUUGUCAUUAAAGAGAACUCAAAUAAUUACAAUAAAACAAUGUCCAAAAGAGAUGAAUAAUAAA
Amphiprion ocellaris (clown anemonefish) is the source of this 2002-nucleotide messenger RNA. RefSeq names its product proteinase-activated receptor 3-like. Gene Ontology annotation, molecular function: thrombin-activated receptor activity. Gene Ontology annotation, cellular component: membrane. Gene Ontology annotation, biological process: positive regulation of Rho protein signal transduction; phospholipase C-activating G protein-coupled receptor signaling pathway; thrombin-activated receptor signaling pathway. Lineage: Eukaryota; Metazoa; Chordata; Actinopteri; Pomacentridae. The coding region runs from base 38 to 1222 and encodes 394 amino acids. The transcript is spliced from 2 exons. The record is from RefSeq and is a predicted model, not a curated record.